Molecule: messenger RNA, 1747 nt
Organism: Trifolium pratense (red clover)
Lineage: Eukaryota; Viridiplantae; Streptophyta; Magnoliopsida; Fabales; Fabaceae
Product: protein PIGMENT DEFECTIVE 338, chloroplastic-like
Exons: 8
Coding region: 99-1556 (485 amino acids)
Biological process (GO): RNA stabilization
Molecular function (GO): RNA binding
Source: RefSeq, a predicted model, not a curated record
UAGAGGAGCAAGGAAGCAUAAGACACAACACAAUCCUAUGCAUGAAACAAAAAACCAAUUCUUUUCACUGAAAAUUGAACAAAAUCUCAUUCUAUAAGAUGACAUUGAUUCUUUGUCCCUGUAAGUCCCAUUCAAUUUCCUUUCCCAAUGAUUUUACCAAAAAAUUCAACAACAAACCACACACUAACCACAUUAAACUCACGCCCAUGUUGCAUUUUACAAAUUUGAACCCUACCCAUGUUGCAUUUUGUUCAAGAAAUGAGAAAUUUGAAACCUUUUCUGAGAACAAGUUAUCUGAAUUUGAGAAUGAAAAGGUUGAAUUGUUGAACAAGCCUUCAUUUGUUCCCUUUAGAAAUGGGUCAUCUUCUGAACAAGAGGAGGAAGUUUUGAAACCCUUUUUGAAGUUUUUCAAAGGAAGUGAUUCUCUUGAAGUAGAAAAAGAUAAUGGGGUGUUGGAAGUUUCGGAGAAAAGUGAUGAUAUGAAUGAAGAAGAAGGUAACAAGGUUAAUGGUAUUUGUGAGUACUAUGAACCAAAACCUGGUGAUUUUGUUGUUGGUGUUGUUGUUGGAGGUAAUGAAAACAAGCUAAGUGUAAAUGUAGGAGCAGAGUUAGAAGGGACAAUGUUGAAUAAGGAAGUGCUUCCAUUGUAUAGUAGAGAAAUGGAGUACUUGUUUUGUGAUGAAGAAAAAAAUGGUGAGAAUUUUGUGGUUCAAGGGAGAAUGGGGAUUUUGACAAAUGAUGAUACAAUAAAUGAUAUGAUGGUGAAAGGAAAGGAUAGUGUUGUAGAGAUUGGUACUCUUUUGUUUGCUGAGGUUUUGGGUAGAACACUUACUGGUAGGCCGUUGCUUUCUUGUCGAAGGCUCUUUCGUUGGAUUGCUUGGCAUCGACUGAGGCAGAUAAAACAGCUCAACGAACCUAUAAUGGUUAGAAUUACCGAGUGGAAUACUAAAGGCCUGCUAACAAGGAUCGAGGGUUUGCGAGCUUUUCUGCCAAAAGCGGAGCUUGUGAAAAGAAUAAAUAGCUUCACUGAUUUGAAAGAAAAUGUGGGACGGUAUAUACGUGUACAAAUUAAGGAAGCAGAUGAAAUGAAAAACAAUGUGAUACUUAGUGAGAAGGAAGCUUGGGAAAAGCUAUAUCUUAGAGAAGGAACACUUCUUGAAGGGACUGUGAAAAAUAUUCUUCCUUAUGGAGCCCAAAUAAGAAUAGGAGAAUCAAAUCGAAGUGGAUUGUUGCACGCUUCAAAUAUCACUAGAGCUGAAAUUACGUCUGUAAGUGACAUUCUUUCUGUAGAUGAGAAGGUUAAAGUUCUGGUAGUGAAAUCAGCUUUUCCGGAUAAAAUUUCUUUAAGCAUUGCGGACCUCGAGAGCGAACCUGGCCUAUUUCUAUCAAAUAAAGAGAGAGUGUUUCUAGAAGCAGAUAUGAUGGCAAAGAAAUACAAAGAAAAGCUACCUCCUGCUUUUAUCACAAAAGGAUCAAAAUCCCUUUCAAAGAGUACUCUUCCUUUUGAAAAUGAAGCACUUUAUGCUAACUGGAAUUGGUUCAUGUUUGAGAAAUAAUAACAGAAACAACCUAACCUUGAAAACUUGACAUAGAUCAUCAAAGCAUUAUGUUUUCCUAUCUAUUUUGCUUGUUUAUGAUAUAGUCACUUUAUGGAUAGAUUUAUGAAGUAUAUGUAAGCUCUUGUUUAUGAUAUAGUUACAUUUAAUUCUCUCAAAUUAUGGGUAGAAAAGGUGAAAAUUGACUAUCA